Boleophthalmus pectinirostris (great blue-spotted mudskipper) is the source of this 713-nucleotide messenger RNA. RefSeq names its product lamin-A-like. Lineage: Eukaryota; Metazoa; Chordata; Actinopteri; Gobiiformes; Gobiidae. The coding region runs from base 198 to 713 and encodes 171 amino acids. The transcript has 4 exons. The record is from RefSeq and is a predicted model, not a curated record.
GCGCACAGCUCCGCGCUCCAACCCGAGGAAGAGCGCACGGAACCGGACACCAGAACCGAGCCACCGAGACCGAACCACCGACACCGAGCCUGCGCCGUGGACAUCUGCAAGUCAGCUCCCAGGCUUCGCUCCGGACUCUGCCCGCCCGCCCGCACGCCCCCCCUCUGAAGCCCGACGGACCGCGCCAGAUCGUCAGCAUGGAGACCCCGAGCUCGAAGCGCGUCCGCAGCGCCGUGUCGCCGGCGAGGAUCAGCCGCCUGCAGGAGAAGGAGGAGCUGUGUAACCUGAACGACCGUCUGGCCGUUUACAUCGACAAAGUUCGCUCGCUGGAGGCGGAGAACACCAGCCUGCGUCUGCGCAUCACCGAGUCCGAGUCCAGCGUCACCCGCGACCUGUCGGGCAUCAAGGCGGCGUACGAGAGCGAGCUGGCCGACGCCCGCCAAACCCUGGACCAGGUCGCCAAGGAGCGCGCCCGCCUGCAGCUGGAGCUGGGCAAACUGCGGCAGGAGCACCAGGAGCUGAAGGCCAGAUCAGCUCUCGCACACGUUAGUCGCCCUCAGACUCGUGUGAAACGUGUAAAACGGCGUCUGACAGACACGAGGUGUAAAAGUUACGAUCCUGCAGCUCUGUGUUUACUGUCUGCGGCUCCUCCGGCUCCUUUUGGCUCCUUUUGGCUCCUGGGGAUGGAAAUAAGUGCCGUGUGUUUGUGGUAA